AUGGCCGAAUCACAAAGUAGUCCUUCUAAUAAUCGCAAACGUAAAUAUCGAUCGGACGGGGUAUCACCCACCUGGGCAAAGCGAACGAUCGAAGGCCCAGGAAUCUGGGCGACAUGCGUGAAGGGAAAAGAAAAAGGAACGGUCGGCGAGCUUUACGAUCUGCUUGAAUCACUAGCUGCCGACAUGUGGCCUGUAGAAGGGCAUGAUUCCGCUGUUGAUGAUCGGAAUAAUGACUCGGACGGUGAAGAUGAAGACGAUCUUGAAACACAGAUUGCAAAAGAGGUCGCUGCGCUAAAACGACCGAAAGUGGAGAAGCGGUUUAGAUCAGCUAACUGCCUUACGAAUACGCAAUGCGUUGUUUUCAUGUCAUGUAAACCCCCUGUGGACCCAGUAAAACUGGUGAUGAAACACGUAGAGAACGUCCAAAGAACGGGUGUCACCAGAACAAAAUACACGCAUCGGUUGAUACCAGUCUCCGGCUCAUGCGUCGCAAACCUCCCAGAACUGCACUCCUUGUGCCGUCGAACCAUCGCUGCUUUCUGCGCGCAAGAGAAUAGCGAAGGGCAAUACAAGGUCGAGUUACGCGUGCGCAACCACAAUACGUUGACACGAAUGGAGAUCAUCCAGGAAGUAGCUAAAUGCAUGCCGUCAAAUUAUAUCGUCGAUCUUGAUAAUCCUGAAGUGUUCGUUUUGGUAGAGGUCUUCAAGAGUGUUUUUGGCGUGAGUGUAGUGGAAGAUUAUUAUCGGUUUCAAAAAUUCAACGUCAUGGAACUUGCGAAUGCGCAUAAUGAACCGGAAAGAUUUGAAAAGGGGGCAGGGCGGGUACAAGAUAAGAAGCAAGAAGACGUCGGUGAGACUGUAGGCUAA
This is a messenger RNA of Suillus paluster, 867 nucleotides long. RefSeq lists its product as uncharacterized. The coding region runs from base 1 to 867 and encodes 288 amino acids. Gene Ontology annotation, biological process: tRNA modification. The record is from RefSeq and is a predicted model, not a curated record. Gene Ontology annotation, molecular function: RNA binding. NCBI's taxonomy places the organism in Eukaryota, Fungi, Basidiomycota, Agaricomycetes, Boletales, Suillaceae. The transcript has 9 exons.